GUGAGUUCCUUCACGUCGAACGGUCUUUAAAUGGUCUUCUAUUUGUACCACGCUGGUAUGACAGGCACUAAUAUUGCCUAUGGUGUUGAGUGAAAUUCAAAGUACUUUUUUUCCUUUUAUUUUAUAUUUUUUAAAUGCUUGUCACACGGCUCUGGUGAGAAUUUUUUUGUAGUUAACAAUCAAUCGGUGAAACAAUUUAACCUAUAUAUGUGUAUGAAGACAUUUUGUACUAUCUGACACUAAAAAAAGGGAUUAUAUACUUCACCUAAUAGUCAUACGUCAUAACAACGAUAUUUUUCAUUUGUGAUCAAGAUGGCCAAACAUUUGAGGAUACUGAUCUUGCUUGGAAUAGCUGGAGCCUUUGCAUCAAUAGAUGAUAAUACGACGUUAGAGCCAUCUUCUGUAGCAGAAUACAAUGUUACGUGUUCACCAAAAUGGAUGAUUGUAACAGUGAACGUAAAUUCCACAUCUGCAACAGUGUACUUAGAAAAGCUCAAACUAUAUCCAGGUUGUCAGCCUGAACAACUGGAAGGAACUACUUUUUUAUUUAGGUUGCCUUUAGAUAACAUUUAUUCAUGUGGUACGACAAAAAUGCUCAAUAAGCUUACGGGCGUUCGCAUUUACUAUCACAGAAUCAUGGUUGAACAUCCGAAAGAAGAACUGCAGAUGAUUUUGGUAUCAUGCAGUUUGCCUCCUACCCACAACACAUCUAAUCCAGAGGUGAUGCUGGCCAGAUACCGUAGAAAUAUCCUCCCAGAGAAUUUUGUAGAGCCUGACCAUGUGAACAUCACGGAUUACAUUGUUGCGCAGGCACCAGUGCCAUACCUUAACAUCGCCGUCCGGCAACAUGGCCGUAUUUUAGACACGACGCUGAAUGUUCAACCUGGAACACCACUGGAAAUGCUUAUUUAUCUGGACAAAAAAAGUGCUGAUACUUAUGGGUUGCUGACCAGUUUUCUAAAGGUAACAGACAGUUCACCAGAACAGGAAGAAGUGAUAAUAAUGAACGGAUGUUCCAUUGAUCCAUACAUUUUUGGCAACUUCCAGUCUCUAGAAAAUGGCGAUGCUCUUUCUGCCAAAUUCCGGGCUUUCAAAUUUCCUGAUGCCAACUAUGUCCUCUUUGUUGGCACUGUCAGCGUAUGCCUUCAGCAAUGCAAAGGCGUGCCAUGUGGCAAUGGUCAGUUGGGCUACGGCAGGAGAAAGCGUUCCAUACCUACAGAUAUACCUCUUGAUCCAAACAAAGUGUUUGAAGUUGAGAUGACCACAUUUCUCAGGGUGGAUUAUGCCCCAGAACAUUUCACACUUAAUAAAGGUGCGCUGAAAGGUGAUUUUGUUUCACAACAGAAGAAAACGUCUCAAGUAACUAACAUCACUACUUAUAGCACAACAAACGAGAUGGCAGCGCCUCUUGUCAACAGUGCCAUAUGUUCAAUAAGUUGUCCAGUCUCUCUCCUUGCUGUACUUAUGAUUAUACAGUUACACAGUCACAUUUGUUGGAUGAACUGGAAGUGAACUGUAAUGCAUCACGUGUGAUUUAAAGCCUAAUAUCGCCAAGUUUUACAUCAUUACCCCAACAGGGUGGUUCAUGAACUACUUGAAUAACUCAUUAACUAUGGACUCGUGCAUUGUGUUUGUCCUGAAAGCUGUUUCAAGAGGUGUAGCUUUUUGUUUUCAAUGUGUAUUUCUUAUAGUUGAUUAUUGACAAUUUAAUUUGUGUUAAACUGUGUUUCUUUCUUUUAAUUUAUUUUGUUGUUUCAGAACUACUGAUUAAAAACUUUUUUUACAUACCAACUAAGUUGCCCGGCUUUGCACGGUCUACCUCGAAAAUAAAAGAUCAAUCAGACUGGAACGAAAAAUAAAUCUGUAAAAUUUCCCGACAGAUCGUGAAAAAAUAACCCAAAAGGAAAAUGUUUAAAUCUCCCAAAUACCCCAAUAAGCCGCGAAGCAAAAGUAAACACUUUAUUUGGUUAUAAUAGAGAAAAAAAUGAUCACAAAUCUUUCUUUUCGAUGCAUUAAUUCACGUUAAUUAAAACUGAACUUGCCACAGGCGAUAAAUUUGAGAUUUAAUAUUGUCACAAACCUUUCUUGAUUUAAAAAUGAUUAUUCCCUUUUUCCCGGUGACUUUACAGCGUUGGUGGUUUUAAAGCGUUGGUGGGUUUUUUUUUUUGGUGGUGGGGGGAGGAAGUAAAUCUGCUUCAAAGGGGUAUUUUUCACUGGCUUUUGAAUUAGACUGAAAUCAAACAGUUGGAUGAUUAUUUCGAGUGGGAAAAGCCAUUUUCGGGUCCUAAAAUUAAAAUCUAUACGGUUCAUUACUUUUUUGGCUUUUGAAAACCCCCUACGUUCUUUCUAGGUUGUCCAAGUACAUCCCUGCCAAAUAUUGCCGAGAUCCGACGUAAGCUGUCGAUUUGUAUGAGGAACAUACUAUCAUAUAUACAUAUAUAAUAAAUGUUUUAUUUUUACAGAGUAGGUAAAAAGACUAAUUUCAAACCAUGGAGAUUUUUUCACUAUGAUAAUGCAUUCCAAGAAGUAGAAAAAUUGUGCAUUUUUAUGCAUGUGCGCAUGCGUGUGUGCAUAAGACAUAUAUGUUGCAUUCUAUUCGGUUGUAUAUAGAAACCAUGAAAUAUAAAAAUACACGGAAUAAAUUGAGAUAAAUUUGAAUAUUUGCUAUUCAAGAAGUAAACAAAUAAAAACGGGAAAAAUACUAAACAUUACUAGAAUUUAUACCAGAAGUUUAACGUGUUUGAUGUUAUGCUCCACAGCCUAAAUGUAAAAAUGCAAAUAAAUGUGAAAUUUAAAAAAAAUCGAAAAGGAAGAAUUAUUUCCCCUGAGCGGAUUUGUACUUAAUUAUUCAUGAAGCAUUGAUAAGAAAAAUAUCUUUUAAAUAUGGCCGUAAGUUCAAAUAAAUGAAUCCUGCGGUUCAUUAGGUUUUAAGAUUGAGAGCAAAUUCGUUCGAAAUAGUAGUUUCUAAUCUUUUUAUUUAAUUGCAUGUGUUAUAUUUUCGAAUGUUAAUUCAUUUCAGUGUGAAGAGCUUCAAUUUUCGUUAAUUUAGUGGAGCAAAGUAAUGAAUGAAUCGAAAUGCAAGUGCCAACAAUUUGACUUGUAAAUUGUUUAAAUUAAGUUAUACUUGAUACAACAAAAUAACUAUUUAAAAGUAGUACAUUUAUUUUUGUACAUUAUUGCAUCUUUGCAAUCAGUUUCAACAAAUCCAAAUCAGUUUGCACUAUCCCAAAUUUAUGGUUUGCAUGCUUCAUCAAAAGUAUAAAGAUUUUUUAAAUGGAAAAAUUACCUUAAAAAAACUAAAUUAAGGGGGGGGGGAGUUAAGUAACAGUCGGAUUUAGUCUUAAUUAAACGACUUAAGAAAAAAAAUAUUUCAAAAAAAAAAUCCCUCUUUUUUGUUAAGCUCAUUUAUUUAUUUCGAAUACUUUGCUGUUGUUAAGAAAGGUAUUUUAUUACUUCUGAAAAUUUCUGAAUUAUAUGUCAGCUUCGCGAGGCAAAAGUAAACCUUAAUUCGUUUCUAUUUUACAAAAAACGUUUCGGACAUUUAAAACUCGUAUGUCUUAUUUUUACGGAUAAUACACUGAAAAUAAAUCAUUUCUUAAAAUUGACUUAUUUUGGAGGAUAGUGUACUAGUGUAGCGUGAUAUGUUUUUAAAUUACAAUAAAAUUAUUUAAAUGUAGAGUUAUAUUUUUAUAUUGUUAAAAAACAGGUAUAAUACUUGAUUCAAAUGAUGUUAAAAGUAUUGUGUAAUUAAAUCAAAACUCUAAGAAA
Molecule: messenger RNA, 3768 nt
Organism: Uloborus diversus
Lineage: Eukaryota; Metazoa; Arthropoda; Arachnida; Araneae; Uloboridae
Exons: 10
Coding region: 313-1512 (399 amino acids)
Source: RefSeq, a predicted model, not a curated record